Molecule: messenger RNA, 928 nt
Organism: Rubroshorea leprosula
Lineage: Eukaryota; Viridiplantae; Streptophyta; Magnoliopsida; Malvales; Dipterocarpaceae
Source: the annotation of a GenBank genome assembly
CAUUAAAUGGCUCAACAUGCAAUCUUGCAUGAUUUCAACAAAGCAAUCAUAGCCCACAACUAGCUAGGUUGGUGAAGCAAACUUCCACACAAAAAGUCCAUGGGUUCACACAUGGGGUUGGACUUUCUUCCAACAAAGGUGCCCACUAGUUUAGUAAUGGUUCCGACCGGAGUCUUGUUAGUAAAUCAGGUUUACGGAUUUGGCUACGACCCUAGCACAGACAAUUACAAGUUGACGAGAGUACAUACUUCUAUGACUACAAUCCCAACUCGGAAGUUAAGAUCAAGUGGAGUGGGAAUGUGUAUGAGGAGUCUUGUUGCCCAUAAGGACAGUAGUGAAAUUGAUGAUGGGAAGAGGAAACAAACUAUUGUGGAAAAGAAGAAUAAGAAGAGCAAGAGAAGGAAAAAUUCUCGAUCAGUGGAACUUAAGCAAGGGAGAAGGAUGGGUUUGAGCCCAUGGCUGCUCCUUAUUCUGUCAUUGUGGAUUGGUUUGGGUGAGAUUCCUCCUUUCAAGAUUCAUGUGAGCCUCUAUGACAUGUACUCAAGGGCUGGAGUUAAGAAGAAAGCUCCUCAGGCUCUUGGAGUUCUUGAAGCGAAGAAGGAGGAAUUGGGGCUCCAGGACUUUGAGAGGAUUGUAAAUGCCCUCAUAGCAGGUGGGUUUAUGCUGGAAGCUAAAGGGCUGUAUGGUAUGAUGGAGGCUCAGGGUAUUGCUGCAUUGGAUCAACAAAAGGUAGCCCUAAUGGCAUCUCAAACUUUCACUCGGAAAAGACCAAUGAGGAGAUAAAAUGCAUGUACUUUUUGCUGCAAUUGAACAUCAAUGAGACGGCUGGAUAUUGGUCAUUAAGAAUUCUUAACACAUUGAGUGGCAAGUAGCUGUAAUUUAUGAACAAGUGAGAACAUACAGUGUCAACUAAAUCCAAUUUUUGUUU